AUGCUGCCGUCGAUCUUCAGCCAGAAGGGCGCCUCGGGCUUCUCCUGGGCCUCCACCGCCGACCAGGUCACCCAAGGCCUCACCGCCGCUGGUCUCACCGCCAUCGUCACCGGGGCGUCGAGUGGCAUCGGCGCCGAGACGGCACGGGUCCUGGCGGCGCGCGGCGCCCACGUCGUCAUGGCCGCCAGGAACGUCGCCGCCGCUGACUCCGUGCGCCAGGCCGUGCUGGCGGCCACCCCAGCAGCCACCCUCGACGUCAUGGAGCUCGACCUCUCCUCCAUGGCCUCUGUCCGCAAGUUCGCCGCCGACUUCAACGCCAAGGGCCUUCCGCUCAACAUACUCGUGAAUAAUGCAGGACUGUUGGCAACUUCCUUCACCCUCUCAAAGGAUGGCAUAGAGAUGCAGUUUGCAACUAACCAUGUUGGGCACUUUCUCUUGACACAUCUUCUACUCGAGACGAUGAAGAAGACCUCUUGUGAAUCAAACGUGGAAGGAAGAAUCGUCAAUGUUUCAUCAGUGGGCCACAGGUUUACAUACCAGGAAGGCAUCCGGAUUGACAAGAUAAAUAAUGAGGCUGAGUAUAGCGCCAGUGGAGCGUAUGGCCAGUCAAAACUUGCAAACAUUUUGCAUGCUAAUGAACUUGCUAGAAAAUUUAAGGAAGAGGGUGUUAACAUCACUGCAAAUUCUCUCCACCCUGGAUCUAUCAUCACGAACAUUCUGCGCAACCACAGUAUCAUAGAUUGUAAAUAUAAACGAUACUUCUACUUGUGGGUUAACAUUAGAUUUCCGUUGGGGGCGGCAACCACGUGCUACGUCGCGCUGCACCCGGGCGCGAAGGGUGUGUCGGGGAAGUAUUUCUGCGACAGCAACGUUUAUGAGGCGAGCGAGAAGGCCAAGGACGUGGAGCUGGCCAAGAAGCUCUGGGACUUGAGCAUCGAGCUCACCACCUGAAGAACGCUCCUCGUGUCCUGUGAGAGAUUAUAGGAUGGGAGGAAAGCGAUACAGUAUUGCAAUGUGCCAAUGUAGACACCUGACUGAAGCUUUAUCGGAACGAUGGUGAAGCAGAGGAUUUGGUCUCUGAAACUGUUAUACAAGUGGAGGAAACACAUGGUCUGUCUGAA
Messenger RNA from Lolium rigidum, 1121 nucleotides. RefSeq names its product short-chain dehydrogenase TIC 32, chloroplastic-like. NCBI's taxonomy places the organism in Eukaryota, Viridiplantae, Streptophyta, Magnoliopsida, Poales, Poaceae. The coding region runs from base 1 to 951 and encodes 316 amino acids. The transcript has 8 exons. The record is from RefSeq and is a predicted model, not a curated record.